Molecule: messenger RNA, 547 nt
Organism: Coccidioides posadasii C735 delta SOWgp
Lineage: Eukaryota; Fungi; Ascomycota; Eurotiomycetes; Onygenales; Onygenaceae
Gene: RPS17
Product: 40S ribosomal protein eS17
Biological process (GO): translation
Cellular component (GO): ribosome
Molecular function (GO): structural constituent of ribosome
Source: RefSeq, a predicted model, not a curated record
GUCAGCCAACACCGCCAAAAUGGGUCGCGUUAGAACGAAGACAGUCAAGAAGUCCGCCAAGGUCAUUAUUGAGCGCUACUACCCUAAGCUCACUCUCGACUUCGAGACCAACAAGCGAAUUUGCGAUGAGAUCGCCAUCAUUGCGUCCAAGCGUCUUCGUAACAAGAUCGCUGGCUACACUACCCAUCUGAUGAAACGUAUCCAACGGGGUCCAGUCCGCGGUAUUUCCUUCAAGCUGCAAGAAGAGGAGCGUGAGCGCAAGGAUCAAUACGUCCCAGAGAUCUCUGCUUUGGACAUCUCCCAGACCGAGAGCGGUCAACUCGAGGUCGAUACUGAUACCAAAGAUCUCCUCAAGAGCCUCGGUUUCGAUUCCCUCAAGGUCAAUGUUGUUGCUGUUGGCCAGGCCCAGCAGGCUGAGCGCCCACGCCGCUUCAGAUAAACUCUCUCUCUGACUUUAUCAUGGCGGUUUGUUUAACGAAAAUGUCGUUUGAUUUCUGCGGCGUUUUAUAGGUAGUAGCUUGCAGAUGAAAUACAAUGACGUUCCAUG